Aureobasidium vineae is the source of this 1656-nucleotide messenger RNA. The record is from the annotation of a GenBank genome assembly. NCBI's taxonomy places the organism in Eukaryota, Fungi, Ascomycota, Dothideomycetes, Dothideales, Saccotheciaceae.
AUGCCAUCUGCCAAUCGACCCACCGAAGAAUCGCUCCAGAAGAAGGCGGAACGCUUUCGCGCAGAGAUCAAAUCAUUCCCAGUAUGUCUUGUCACUGGAGGAGCAGGUUAUAUCGGCUCGCACACGGUCCUCGAGUUACUUAAUGCAGGUGUCGCUGUGGUUGUAAUCGACAACUUGUGCAACAGCCACAUGGAGUCUCUGUAUCGUGUACACUACAUUGCUCGAACCGAGUCUCAGCGUCUCCAGCAGAAUGGCAAUGUCUUUGAGUUCUGGCAGUCUGACGAGAUCCAUGCUGAGAGGGCUGUAUUCCCUGUGAGCGUCGGCGAGGUCUCUGCGAACAAGGCUUAUCCAAUGCUCGACUAUACGUUGAACCCAGCAAAGAGAGCUCAACCAAGUCCGCAGACCAAAGAUCCAUCCGCUUGGGGCAGGAUCACUGCUGUCAUCCACUUCGUCGCCCUCAAGGCUGUAGGGGAAUCCAUCACGAAGCCUCUGGAGUACUACGAGAACAAUGUUGCUGCACUUGUAGUCUUGCUCAAAGCCAUGAAGGCUCAUGCUAUCAAUGUUCUCAUCUUCUCCUCGAGCGCUGUGGUCUACGGUCUUGGCCACGAGGCUGGAAUCACAGAGGAAACUGUUCAAGUUGCUGGCAAAGGCUCUGGAGGCGGAUUGCUCACCAAUCCCUAUGGACGCUCCAAGUGGAUGUCAGAGGAGAUUAUCAACGAUUACUGCGGUACACCAAACAACAUUGUGCCUGUGAUCCUUCAGGCAUAUCAACGUCGUCGCAGCCGCGUUCAUGUAUUUGGCUCCAACUACGACACUUCGGAUGGCACGGGUGUUCGUGAUUACAUCCACGUCAGCGAUCUCGCCAUGGGUCAUCUGGCAGCACUACGCAAAGCGACAAGGCAGCCUGAUCCAGUACCUGAGGGCGAAGAGCUCGAUGGUCAGGAUCCAGUCUCUAACUACAAUGUCUACAACCUGGGCACAGGUCGAGGAUACUCUGUGCUCGAGAUCAUCAAGGCUUUCAGCAAUGCAGCCGGCACAGCUAUCCCCUUUACCGUCGGCGAAGCACGCGCAGGAGACCUCGGCACCGUGACCGCCUCCCCCGACAAAGCAGCCUCCGAUCUCGACUGGCGCGCCGAGUUCGACCUCCAAGACAUGUGCCGUGACGUCUUCAACUGGGCUGCCGCCAACCCCACCGGCUACGAGACCCUUCGCCGCUUGUCCACCAUGUCCGGCAUGAACAGCCAAGAGAUGCGCCGCCGAUCCGUUGCCACCGGCCUCUUCGACCGCGAAGAAGACUUUGACAACUUCAUCAGCACGUCGCUCAACUCCAUCGACAACAACAACACCAGCAAAGACAGCAGUGGCCGUCGCGUGUCGCAACACGGUGCUAACUUUAGCAACAUGCUCAAGAAGAUACGAUCGGCGUCCCAUAGCAGUGCUGUCAGUGAUGGCGACAAUCCGUUUGGCGGCAACUAUGCUUUGUCGAGCAGCCCUGGUCAUGGAGCUAGUGGGGCUCCGAGAUUUGCAAUGACUUGGGGUGAAGCACACAAGACGGCUACUAUUUCUGAGGGAGAGGAGGAGGAGGAUGUGGAUCUGGGACCUACUCUUAGUCCCUCGACGAGUAGGACGCUGUCGUUGCCGAUGAGGUCGAAGUGA